Phoenix dactylifera (date palm) is the source of this 3855-nucleotide messenger RNA. RefSeq names its product hAT dimerization domain-containing protein. Gene Ontology annotation, molecular function: DNA binding; protein dimerization activity. The record is from RefSeq and is a predicted model, not a curated record. Lineage: Eukaryota; Viridiplantae; Streptophyta; Magnoliopsida; Arecales; Arecaceae.
AGCCAUGGGCUAGAGGCAACGCUAAACUCGCUAACUCGUUAUUAAAUCGGGCGGGUCGAACCGGAUGGUCCAGUCUUGGACCGGGUUCGGAUGAGAUCCGAGUCCACAAUCUCUAGUAUUGACUCAGCCUAUAUCCCCUUCCGAGUCAACGCGCGAGAACGAGAAUCAGCGGCGAUCGAGAUGGAGGCCCCCCGAGGGGAUGGAGCGCGGUAGGGCAAGAAAACCUCCGAUUCUGAGCCAAAUCUUCUCUCAGUUUGUCAGGAGGCUGUAAAUUUCCAUGCUGUUCAACAUGUUCCAUUUUUAUCCUUUGUUAUCUUCCGUUGUUUCUGCCGAGGACUUGUGUUUCUUUUGGCACAUUUUGGAUUGAUUAUGUUUGUCAGUUAAAGCAGGUUUAAGUGAGAGUUUUCAGCUUUGCUCAAGGGUUUUGUUUGGAGAAUAUACCUGUUUCUUGGCUCCCGGAUUUGCAAAGUGGAGGUGUUAUUCAUCAAGGAAUCUGCAAUAGUAGAAAUACCAGAAUAUCAACCAAGCAAAGUACAAUACACAAGAAGCAAGGAACUGGUGAUUUUUCAGGCUGUAUGAAUUUUUUUCAACUUCCACUAUAUUGAGGUCUUUUUGUGGAUAUCUCCACCUUAGAGAUCUUAGUAUAUAUAUUGCUGGAUGGCUUCAGGUCAGGGCAUGGUUCACCUUGACAUUUCACUUGUGAAGUCUUGAUGUCAAAACAAUAUUACGCUCAUCUUAAAAUCUCCACAACACUACAUAAUAUUUGUGAUGGAUUAAUCUGGCAGAAAGUUGGCAUGAACUGGAGCAGUUUUAUCGUAGGUGUACUCUUUUUUCCAAUUUUGUAGAAGCUAGAUCAUAGGGUGCAAAAGGCUGAAGCUGUUGUGCUACAUGCUUAAUGGUUGAAGAGAUGGUUCCGCUUCGUUCAACAGGGCUUACCGACCCUGGAUGGGAACAUGGUGUUGCUCAAGAUGAGAGGAAGAAAAAGGUAAAGUGCAAUUACUGUGGGAAAAUAGUAAGCGGGGGAAUAUACAGAUUGAAGCAGCAUUUGGCUAGAAUUUCUGGUGAAGUUACAUACUGUAAAAAGGCUCCUGAAGAGGUGUAUAUGAAAAUGAAAGAAAAUCUUGAAGGAUACAGGGCUAGCAAAAAACGACAAUCAGAGGAUGAAGAGCAAUCUUUUGAUUUACAUUCAAAUGAUAACAACGAAGAGGAUGAAGAACCUGUUGGUUAUAGACGCAAGGGAAGGCAGAUCGGAAAUGAUCAAAGCUUGGUCACAUUUAUAACCCCACUACGGUCAUUAGGGUAUGUUGACCCAGGAUGGGAACAUGGUGUUGCUCAAGAUGAGAAGAAAAAGAAGGUAAAAUGCAAUUAUUGUGAGAAAAUAGUUAGUGGGGGUAUAAACCGGUUCAAACAGCAUUUAGCUAGAAUUCCUGGGGAAGUUGCAUACUGUAAGAUGGCUCCUGAGGAAGUAUAUCUUAAAAUGAAAGAAAAUAUGAAAUGGCAUCGCACAGGAAGGAGAAGAAGGCCUGAAGCCAAAGAACUUGCGGUGUUCUAUAUGCAUCCAGACAAUGAUGUGGAAGAAGGGAUUGCAAAUGGUAAAAACAAAGCAAAUCGUAUGAUUGGUGAUCAAGAUGUUUCUUGUAGUAAAACCAUAAGAAAAAGAUCUAAAGGGAGGUCACUGGAAAGUGGUACAAGUGAUACUGAGCGACAACAGAAACAGAUGAAUUUGGAUGCUGUAAUUGCAAAGACACAGAAAAGCCAGGUCCCAUUAUUGUACAAGCAAUCAAAACAAAAGGCAGGGUCUGAAAAAAAGAGCCGUAAAGAAGUAAUCUCCGCAAUCUGCAAAUUUUUCUAUUAUGCUGCAAUACCUUUCAAUGUCGCAGAUUCUCCAUACUUUCACAAGAUGCUCGAUUUGGUUGGUCAAUAUGGACAUGGAUUAAAAAGCCCUACAACCAGAUUAAUUUCUGGUCGAUGCCUGCAGGAUGAAGUUGGAAGUAUUAAAGAAUAUCUUGUAGAAAUCAAGGCUUCUUGGGCUACAACUGGGUGUACAAUUAUCGCAGAUAGUUGGAAAGAUGUGCAUGGAAAGACAAUAAUCAAUUUCUUGGUAUCUUGCCCUAGAGGGACAUACUUCAUUUCCUCGAUUGAUGCAUCUGAUAUAAUCAAAGAUGUUACAAGUCUUUUUAGCCUCUUGGACAAAGUUGUGGGGGAGGUAGGCGAGGGCAAUGUUGUACAGGUAAUCACAGAAAAUACUGCAAACUAUAAAGCUGCUGGGAAGAUGCUAGAGGAGAAGAAGAGAAGUUUAUUUUGGACGCCCUGUGCUGCCUACUGCAUUGAUCAAAUUCUUGAGGAUUUUGUGGAGAUAAAAUGGGUCAGAGAGUGCAUUGACAAAGCCCAACAAAUUGCUAAAUUUAUUUAUAACCGCAUGUGGUUGUUGAACCUCAUGAAAAAGGAAUUUACAGCUGGAAAGGAACUUCUUAGACCAGCUGUUACAAAGUUCGCAACCAGCUUUCUUACUUUACAAAGCUUGCUGGAUCAUAGGGCUGCUCUCAGAAGAAUGUUCCAAUCGAAUAAAUGGAUUUCGUCCCAAUUAGGAAAAUCAGAUGAGGGCAAAGAAGUUGAAAAAAUUGUCUUCAACUCCACAUUCUGGAAGAAGAUGCAAUAUGUAAAAAAAUCUGUUGAUCCUGUUGUACAGAUGCUUAAAAAAGUUGAUAGCAAUGAAGGCUUGUCCAUGCCAUCUAUUUAUAAUGACAUCUACCGAGCUAAGCUUGCUAUUAAAGCCAUCCAUGGUGAUGAUGAACGAAAAUAUGGUCCCUUCUGGAGUGUAAUAGACAACCAUUGGAGUGCUGUUUUUCACCAUCCUCUAUAUGUUGCAGCUUACUUCCUUAAUCCAUCAUACCAUUAUCGUCCAGAUUUCAUGGCGCAACCAGAGGUGAUCCGAGGUCUAAAUGAAUGCAUUACUCGACUGGAACCAGAUAAUGGAAGAAGAGUUUCUGCUGCUUCGCAGAUUUCUGAUUUUGAUUUUGCUAAAGCUGAUUUUGGAACUGAACUGGCUUUGAGUACAAGAAUGGAGCUGCAUCCAGCUGCAUGGUGGCAACAACAUGGGAUAAAUUGUCUUGAAUUGCAACGAAUUGCCAUUCGGAUAUUGAGCCAGACAUGCACGUCCUUUGGUUGUGAGCACCAUUGGAGUAUAUUUGAUCAAAUUCAUAGUACAAGGCAUAACCGCUUGGCUCAGAAAAGAUUAAAUGAUUUUGCUUAUGUCCAUUACAACUUGCGUCUUCGAGAGCGGCAAUUAAAGAGAACUACUGAUGACUCCAUAUCUCUUGACAGCGGCAUGCUAGAGAGCUUACUAGAUAAUUGGGUUGUUGAGUCUGAGAAGCCAUCUUUGCAAGAAGAUGAGGUACCAGAGAUUCUUUAUAAUGAGGCGGAGCAAGGAGAGGCAUAUGAAAAUGAGGUGAAUGAGAAUGAGGAGUCAGAUAUAGCGUCAAGGAAAGCUCAUACAGAAAUUGCAGCAUUUACCGAAAUAGUUGAGCCAUUAGAGGUUCAUCCUGCCACUAUGGGUGCUACAGCUGAUGAAGAUGAUGCUGAUCUUGAUUUCCUGGAGGAUGAUUUGAGUGAUUAGUCAAUGUUUUUGGCUCAUUACUUCUAAAUGAAUUGUCUUAGAAAAGGAGCUUCACAGUAACCAGUUAUUAGUUGUAAAUUAAUUGUCUUAGAAGAAGAGCUUCGAGGAACCAGUUUUUGCUUGUUUUAAUUGUUCUGCAAAUGAGUCCGCUGAUGUAAUUUGUCAUGUAAUUUGUGAGUAAAAAAGUAAAAUAUUCAUCAAAAUAAAUUGAAGUAUCUGUGCCUGUCACUGUCUUCGUA